CGCACCCAAAACAAAAAAAGCGUAGAAAAAGGCAAAGCAAGAAAAACACUUAAAAUACCCGAUUCCAUCCUCGCAGCUCUGCGGGCACCUCCUCCGUACGGCCUCAUCCAUCCCGCAGCACGUACCCGCGUUCCGCCAUGGCCACUUUCUUGGGCAGCUCCCCGGCCUUCUUGGCCCGCCCCGUCGCCAAGCCCCACGUCUCCUGCGCGCCGUCCUCGCGCCCGCCCAGCGCCCAGCCGCCCUCCGAACAACCGCCGCCGCAGCAGCAGCAGCCUAUGCAGGCGCAAGCGCAAGAGGCGGCACCGGCUAAGCCGCGCCCCGCGAAGCGCGCGGCGGGGGGUUCGGCGGACUCGACGGACUGGGUGGCGUCGUCGCUGACGCGGCGGUUCGGGAUCGGCGCCGGGCUUGCGUGGGUCGGCUUCCUGGCCUUCGGCGUCGUGUCCGAGCAGCUCAAGACCCGCUUCGAGGUCGCCCAGCAGCAAGCCAACACCAAGGACGUGGAGGAGGAGCAGGAGGUCGUGCUGCCCAACGGAAUCAGGUACUACGAGAUGCGGGUGGGCGGCGGCGACGUGCCGCGGCCGGGGGACCUGGUGGUGAUCGACCUGCAGGGGCGGGUUGCCGGCGGGGAGGCGCCGCCGUUCGUGGACACGUUCGGCGACGGGAAGAGGCCGCUGGCGCUGGUCAUGGGCUCCAGGCCCUACACCAGGGGCAUGUGCGAGGGCAUCGAGUACGUGCUGCGCUCCAUGAGGAGCGGCGGCAAGCGCCGCGUCGUGGUUCCCCCGGGUCUCGGCUUCGGCGACGACGGCGCCGAUUUCGGGGACGACCACGGCGCGCAGGUGCCUCCCGGGGCGACCCUGGAGUACGUCGUGCAGGUCGACAAGGUGUCCAUCGCGCCCGCGUGAGGCGCGCCGUCUCCGGAUGUAAUGAGUAGAUAGAACAUGGAUCUGAGAGUGGAGGCAUUUGGCAUUGGCGGCAAUCAGACCACCGUCCACAAAGUUAGUCUUUGUAGCUACAUUAAGGCUGCUUUGAUCAAAGAGGUUUUAACGUACCAGAGCGUACGUACUAGCGACCAUGUGGCUUCUGUGAAGUGAUAUUUGAACUGCCCAUAAGUUUGCAUAACAGUUGGUUGAACUUCCAUUA
This is a messenger RNA of Brachypodium distachyon (stiff brome), 1140 nucleotides long. Its product is annotated as peptidyl-prolyl cis-trans isomerase FKBP17-2, chloroplastic. The coding region runs from base 138 to 902 and encodes 254 amino acids. The record is from RefSeq and is a predicted model, not a curated record. Gene Ontology annotation, molecular function: peptidyl-prolyl cis-trans isomerase activity. NCBI's taxonomy places the organism in Eukaryota, Viridiplantae, Streptophyta, Magnoliopsida, Poales, Poaceae. The transcript has 3 exons. Gene Ontology annotation, cellular component: chloroplast.